Messenger RNA from Cyphellophora attinorum, 420 nucleotides. RefSeq names its product Vesicle transport protein GOT1A. The record is from RefSeq and is a predicted model, not a curated record. The transcript has 5 exons. Gene Ontology annotation, cellular component: COPII-coated ER to Golgi transport vesicle; endoplasmic reticulum; Golgi cis cisterna. Lineage: Eukaryota; Fungi; Ascomycota; Eurotiomycetes; Chaetothyriales; Cyphellophoraceae. Gene Ontology annotation, biological process: retrograde transport, endosome to Golgi; endoplasmic reticulum to Golgi vesicle-mediated transport. Bases 1 to 420 code for a protein of 139 amino acids.
AUGCCCAGCAUGUGGCUCACAGAUAUGCAGAAGAUUGGCGUUGCUUUCUGCUCCGGCGGGGGCUUGUUCCUUUUUGGCGGCGUACUCAUGUUCUUUGAUCGUUCUAUGCUUGCGAUGGGAAACAUCCUCUUCCUCAUCGGCCUCACCCUGAUCAUCGGCGUGCAAAAGACCUUUGUCUUCUUCGCACGAAAACAGAAGUUGAAGGGCACGGCUGCCUUCAUGGCCGGAAUACUGUUGAUCCUCAUGCGAUGGCCGCUGAUCGGCUUCUGUGUUGAAACAUACGGCAUCUUUGUGCUCUUUGGCGACUUCUUUGCGACGAUCGCAUCAUUCGCGGGCAAUAUUCCCAUUGUGGGACCGUAUAUUCAGAUGGCAUUGCGCAGAAUAUCUUAUCAGACUAGGAAUGCUGAAUUGCCUGUCUGA